AUGAGCUCUGGUUCAUAAAGAAAUAACGGAAACAUUUGUAUUCUCAAAAUCAGCGGCCGUCUCCCUAAGCUUAGGGUUUGGUAUCUGCGCAAUUUUGCGAUUCUAGUCUUCGGCAAAAGGGAUUUGCCUUGGCAAAUUCCCUUCGUUUAGUUUUUUGCUUUGCAGGUUUCUUCGUGUUUGGAUUUGUGGUGUCUAGGCAGAUUGACGCAAGGCACCGAGAGGAGGAUUGGGCUCGGCGCUGGACUGUUGAGUGCGACGAAGAUCCUAGCAGAUUCCUAGUCAGCCUUGCAUUCGGACGUGAGCGGCCAUCUUCUUCGGCAAAGCGGGAAGGCAGAUGGAGGAUUCACACGGCUUGGCAACGAAGAAGGAAACAAUUAGCGGCGGUCUUGCUAUGAGGGCGAGACGAGGAGGAAUGGUCGGGGUUCGCGUAUUCCAGAUUUUGGUCAUCAAUGGAGAAUCAAUUGGUGUGGUACCAAUUUUACGACCUCCUCCUGAGCCACCGCCAUGGUUUGAACAAAAUGCCAGGGUUCGUGAAAGUUUUCCAUUUAGUUAUUAUUUUUUUGCCAUCUGGUCUCGUGUCUACGUUAAGAUUGUUUCUUUUGGUUUUUGUUUUGUUUGGAUUUGUAAGACUCUUGCAUUAGGUUUGGGGAAUGAGAGGUCUACGGUAAUCAUCAUUGGCUGUAUGUUGCCCAAUUUAGGUCUAGCGAGUUAUAUUGCUUUGCCAAAGGUGAUUAACUCAGAGUCUCGGCCAAGGGCGGAUGGUUACAUGUGGUUCUUUUGUUAUCAUGUACCCCUGCUGAAUGCUAUUUUAUUAAUCUAAAGCCACUUUGAUGAUCAAAAAAAAAAAAAAAAGAAAUAACGGAAAGUCGGCAAGGUUCUAAAACUUUGGACCGACCCCUUUCACAAGCAAUGAACCUCUUAUUCCUUUGUAAUUGUAUUAUGCCAUAGAACCAAAUGCGCAAAUCAAAAGGUUCAAUCGACUCAAACUAACUUUAACGUCAACCUUUAGUGUCUUAGCGGUAAGAAUUAAUUAAUUCCUAAGAGGAGAAAC
Cuscuta epithymum is the source of this 1051-nucleotide messenger RNA. Lineage: Eukaryota; Viridiplantae; Streptophyta; Magnoliopsida; Solanales; Convolvulaceae. The record is from the annotation of a GenBank genome assembly.